AUGCCGGAUGCGAUCGCUGUGCUGCGAGCUAGCGAUGCCGGAUGGGAUCGCUACGCAUCCUCUGAUUCCCCAUCCUCUCAGCUAGGUUCUCCGGAUGUAGCCGCCGUGCACAGGGAGCACCACCGUCCACCGGAGCUUGUCGCCCGCUGUCUCGCGGAGCAACCGCCGGAGACGCCCGCGCGGCCGCGCCCCGCGGGAUCUCGCCUAGCCCUCGCCGCCUCGCCCCUGCCAGGCUCCCUCACGCCGUCGCCCGGUCGCGCCGCCCACUCGCCCAGGCGCCCACGACCCACUAUCUCGUGGUUCGCGAAGCUACCGCCUCGCCCCUGGCCGCGGCGACGCCCGCCGGAAUCUUGCGGCUGUUCUCCUCCAACUCCAAUCCCCGGCUGUUCUGCUCCAACCCCCUGCUGCAUCACUGCAUCAGUGCAUCCCACUUCACAGUUCACACACCGCACCAACCAGCAGGGCAACAGGGGAAGAGGCAGCAGGCGGGCAGAGGUAGUCAUGGGCAAGGAAAAUCGGACUCAGAAAAGAAUUGAUUUGGUGUUUAAAAGGAAAAGAGAUGAUACAAUUGAAGUUGAGGAAGACCAAGUAUUGCCCUUGCUUGAAUUGGAACAGCAACAACCUGAACAACAACAUAACCAAGAUGGAGGAGUUCGAACAAAUGAAGUUGUUGCAUUUCGGGGUAUUGAGUUCUUGCAGCGGGAUCCUGGAUUGCGCCCUCAAAUUUGGCAAUAUCCACCAGACCAGAGAGAUAUCGUCAGGAGAGCAUAUUUGAUGUUAGGUCCUAUGCAACCCCGUCUAGAGAACUUUAUAGCCUUAUGAAGAUGUUUGGUCCAGUUUGUUCAGUUAUCCAAGAUAUAGCCGCCGAUGGAUCAAUUGGCUCAAUUCGUGCAGAUGCAGACACUUCUUUUGGCUACUUGUCCUCAUUUGAGUUCAUUUUUAUCUUAUGUUUGAUGAAGGAAAUCUUUGAAAUAACAGAAUUGCUUGGCCAAGCUUUACAAAAGAAAUCACAAGAUAUUGUGAAUGCUGUCCGCCUAGUUUCCUCAACAAAACAAUGUCUUCAGGAGUUGAGAUCAGAUGAUGGCUACCAAGUAUUUAUUACUACGGUUGUUGAAUUUUGUGUAAACCAUUCCAUUGACAUUCCAGACUUUGAGGAAACAUACAUCAUGCGUGGUGGUCGUGCUCGUCGUCAACCUGAUCAGUUCACCAAGGAGCAUUACUUUCGAGUGGAAAUUUUCUUCUCAACACUGGACACUCAACUAUUUGAAUUAAGCCGAAGAUUCAAUGAUAAGGUAAUGGAUCUUCUAACCAUUAGCGCCACCUUGAUUCCUACAAACAAAUUCAGAGGAUUCAAAGCUAGUGAUAUAUGUGAGAUGGUGAAAAAGUACUACCCAGCUGAUUUUCCCCAAGAUAUUUAUGGAUUACAACAGCAACUUAAGCACUUUGUUUCAGAUGCUUCCAAGGAUGAUGAUUUGAAAAACAUAUCUACCUUAAUUGAUCUAUGUCGAUGCCUUGUGGAGACAGGAAGACAUACCGUCUACAAUUUGAUUGACAGAUUACUUCGGUUGCUCGUUACCCUUCCAGUUUCUACAGCCAGUGCUGAACGCGCAUUUUCUAGUAUGAAGAUCAUUAAGACAAGAUUGCGCAAUAAGAUGGAAGAUGAGAAUCUGGCUAAUAACUUGUUAGUACACAUAGAGGGUGGAAUUCUGGAGAACUACAGUCAUGAAGAUGCCAUUGCAGAUUUUAUAAGCACGAAGGAUCGGAGAGUUGAUUUCUAGUAUGUGAGUAAGUCCAUGUCUAAUGUUUCGACACUUUUGUAUUAGCUAAAUCAAUAGUGACUCAUGGUUGAACUGUACUUUGAUACAUAUAUAUUAUAUAUAUACAUAUAUGCUAGCUCAAUCUUGUGUCCUGGGUGCUUGUA
Molecule: messenger RNA, 1921 nt
Organism: Triticum aestivum (bread wheat)
Lineage: Eukaryota; Viridiplantae; Streptophyta; Magnoliopsida; Poales; Poaceae
Exons: 3
Coding region: 1-822 (273 amino acids)
Source: RefSeq, a predicted model, not a curated record